AUGGCAACCCAAAGCGUCGCAGCUGCCAGCCAUGGCGACUUCAACCGCAACAGCCUGUUCAACCUGAAGGGUCGCGUCGCCCUCGUCACUGGAGGUGGCAGCGGUAUCGGUCUAAUGAUCACGCAGGCCCUGGCAGUCAACGGCGCAAAGGUCUACAUCACAGGUCGUAGUGGAGAGAAGCUCAACAAGGUCAAGGAGACGUACGGCAAGGGCAUCGAGGGCGACAUCAUACCACUGAGUGGUUUCGACGUCACGAGCAAGGACCACAUCACCAAGCUGGUGAAGGAGGUUGAGUCCCGCGAGAAGUGCCUGUGUAUCCUGGUCAACAACGCCGGCAUCAGCAGCAAUACCGUCACCACGGAGACCGAUGACACGACGCAGCUGAAGAAGAACCUGUUUGACGCCGAAGGCGUCGACUUCCAGGACUGGACCGGUGUCUAUAGCACGAAUGUCGCUGCCGUCUACUUCACAUCUGCUGCCUUCCUUCCCCUUUUGGAAAAGUCCUCAGACCUCCACGAGGGCUGGUCAGGCACCAUCCUGAAUAUCACUUCCAUCUCGGGCAUGAUCCAAAAAGCGCAGCAUCACUUCUCCUACAAUGCCUCCAAGGGCGCCGCCAUCCACCUCACGCGCAUGCUCGCCUCCGAGGUAACUUCCAACGGCCACAAGGUCCGCAUCAACAGCCUCGCCCCGGGCGUGUUCCCCUCCGAGAUGACGGCCGGCGAGUCCGACGAGUACCAGAAGAGCCACAUCCCCAAGGAGAAGUACGACGGCAAGUUCCCCGCCAACCGGCCUGGUCGCGACGUCGACAUGGCGCAGGCGGUGCUGUUCGCCGUGACGAACCAGUACCUGAACGGCCAGAACUUUGCUGUCGAUGGUGGUUACACGAUUGCCGCGGGACUGUGA
This is a messenger RNA of Diaporthe citri, 903 nucleotides long. RefSeq lists its product as uncharacterized. Gene Ontology annotation, molecular function: oxidoreductase activity. Lineage: Eukaryota; Fungi; Ascomycota; Sordariomycetes; Diaporthales; Diaporthaceae. The transcript is spliced from 3 exons. The coding region runs from base 1 to 903 and encodes 300 amino acids. The record is from RefSeq and is a predicted model, not a curated record.